Dimorphilus gyrociliatus is the source of this 681-nucleotide messenger RNA. The record is from the annotation of a GenBank genome assembly. Lineage: Eukaryota; Metazoa; Annelida; Polychaeta; Dinophilidae.
ACUAACCGAAGAGUGGUUUGUAACCUUGACCUUUCAAUGACAAAAUAAAUUCGUUAAAAUGUCAAAAUAUCUCGAAAAGCUUCGUAAUUGUCGUCUUGCUAUCAAACAGAAUGGAGGUAUCAUAGGAGCCUAUUUACAACUCUUUCGAACUGACGAAUUGAAAUAUGGAAAUCAUAUUGGAACAGACAAAUAUGGGAAUAAAUAUUAUGAAAAUAAAUCCUACUUUGUGGCUAGAAGUAGAUGGAUAGAUUAUGCUCCUAAAUAUGGUUAUGAUUUUGAUGGCAGUCAAGUACCGGCUGAUUGGCAUCGAUGGUUACAUUAUAUGACCGAUGAUCCUCCAACUAAAGUGAAGCCUUGUCCAGAUAGAGAAUGGAUGACUGAUCAUGAAGAAAAUUUAUCUGGAACGACCGGCCAAUAUGUACCAUACAGCACUGUUACACCUAAAAUUCACAGUUGGAACCCUCCUAAAAACAACUAAUUUGUUUUUUAAAUAAAUAUAUGGUAAAUAGACAAUAAUUCACUCUUAAAAAGUUUUUCCAACUCUCGUCAAUAUUAAUCAAAUUGAUAGUUUUUGUCGUACGAUUUCUCCCAUGAAUUUCAGUAGAACAAUUGUUUUUUCCCAAAAUUUAGAACGUUAAAAUUUUCCAACUCAAAAAAAUUAAUUAUACUAAAAACGUUUCU